AUGGCCAACAGUGCACCGAAACACCACAGAUAGGGACGAAGCAGCAGCACAGUCUCUGCUCAUCUUCCUCACGGUGAACUGCCUGCAACCACAGUCCGGUUUUUGACUUUUGACUUUUGAAGAGGAGCCGACGCACUGGGACGCAUAUCUGCUACCAAAGAUGCUGUCGUUUCGAGUGCACCUACCGUGCUGGUGUUUCCUGUUGAUGAGCUGCCUGCAGUCGCUCUCAGCCAACAAUGACUUCUUCACCUCCAUAGGCCAGAUGACAGACCUGUUAUACACAGAAAAAGACCUCGUCACCUCUCUGAAGGACUACAUCAAAGCAGAAGAGAACAAGCUAGAGCGGGUCAAAAGGUGGGCUGAUAAAUUGGAGUCACUGACGGCCACAGCCAUGCAAGACCCGGAGAGCUUCCUGGGGCACCCUGUCAAUGCCUUCAAGCUAAUGAAGAGGCUGAACACAGAGUGGGGGGACCUAGAGAGCCUUGUACUUAGUGACACCACUGAUGGAUUUAUUUCCAACCUAACCAUCCAGAGACAAUACUUCCCCACGGAUGCGGACCAGACUGGAGCUGCCAAAGCUCUCCUUCGGCUACAAGACACAUACAGACUGGAUUCUAACACUAUCUCUACAGGAGACCUUCCUGGAGUGAAACACAAAAGCCUUAUGACAGUGGAGGACUGCUACGAGUUGGGAAAGAUCGCCUACUCUGAUGUUGACUACUAUCACACAGAGCUGUGGAUGGCCCAGGCCCUGAAACAGCUCGAUGAGGGAGAGGAGUCCACUUUAGAUAAGGUGACAGUGCUCGACUACCUCAGCUACGCCGUCUACCAGCAGGGGGAGAUAGAGCGAGCCUUGGACUACACCGAGAAGCUGCUUGAACUGGACCCAGAACACCAGCGUGCCAAGGGCAACCUGAAAUACUUUACCUUCCAGCUGGAGAAGCAGAAGAAGGCUGCGGAAGAAGAGCCUGAGAAACAAAAGGAUCAGGCGAAAAAAGAGAAAACUGAAAAGAAGAAGAAGCCCAAAAAGAAGGGCUCCAAUCAGCUCAUGCCUGAGAGGGUGAAAUAUGAGAUGCUGUGUCGUGGGGAGGGCAUCAAACUGACCCCCCGCAGGCAGAGCCGACUGUUCUGCCGUUACUAUGACAACAAUCACAACCCCAGCUUUGUGCUGUCACCUGUCAAACAGCAAGACGAGUGGGACAGCCCCUACAUUGUCCGGUACCUUGACAUCAUCUCAGACAAAGAAAUCGAGAGGAUCAAGGAGCUGGCAAAGCCAAGACUACGCAGGGCCACCAUCUCCAACCCCAUCACAGGAGUGCUGGAGACAGCACCAUACCGGAUCAGCAAAAGUGCUUGGCUCACUGGCUAUGAAGAUCCAAUGAUUGAAAAGAUCAACCAGAGAAUUGAGGAUCUCACAGGGCUGGAAAUGGAUACUGCAGAAGAGCUGCAGGUUGCAAAUUAUGGUGUUGGAGGUCAAUACGAACCUCACUUUGACUUUGGAAGGAAAGAUGAGCCAGAUGCCUUUAAAGAGCUGGGCACUGGGAACCGCAUAGCAACGUGGCUCUUCUAUAUGAGUGAUGUAUCAGCAGGUGGAGCCACAGUAUUUCCAGAUGUUGGUGCUUCAGUUUGGCCCCAAAAGGGCACCGCAGUGUUCUGGUACAAUCUCUUUGCCAGCGGGGAGGGAGACUACAGCACCAGACAUGCAGCUUGCCCUGUGUUGGUGGGCAACAAGUGGGUAUCAAACAAAUGGAUUCACGAACGAGGCCAGGAAUGGCGGCGACCUUGUGGCCUAAACGAAACCGAAUGAUGGAAACAGAAAAUCUCCUAAUCACACUCCCCACCCCCUUUCUCCCCUUCCUUGUGAACCACCCAGGACCAAAGAAUGCUGCUGCAGAUCUCAGAUGAUAUGCCUGGAUACAAGGGGUCCAAAUGUCUCUCUCCCCCCUGCUCACAGACUCCCUUUUUCCCCCAACUAUUGUGCUCUGAGCCCAGAGAUUGUUUGGGUUAAUUUCGUGCCCCUGGACAAUACUAGCAUUGCUGUGACAGAUAAUAUGUUCUUCAGGUUGUUGGAUGGUUGUGAGGAAUAGUCUUGCCCUUUCCACUCCCAUGUGUCUGUGUUUGCACUCUGUUUGAACUCUAGCUCUGUGGUGAGGUUAUCCUUCAGUAGUGACUGUAGGCACCAACUUCCUCCCUGCCAGUUUGAACCUUAAAGGAGACUUGUCUUAUUCAUUGUAUUCCUCUAAUUCCAUUAAAUGAACACUUGGACUUGUGAUUGUUGAGACAAUGAAAAGAUUUCCUAAAUAGCUAUUCAGAGCUACUUUUCCUUGCUUGUGAUUUUACAUAGAAACAGCAUUUUUCUGUCAUUUUGCAGUUUGCAGUCUCUGCUUCAGGAAAAACAAAGUGCCACUUAGAGCCCACUACAAAAUGACAAGGCUUCCCAAAAAAAGGAAUAUCUGACCACAGUCCAGGUGAAUGUUUUUUUGGGGGAAAAUCACUUUCUUUCUGUUAGUUUGAGUAACUAAUAGGAAGAGGUUAAAGUUUCUUGAUUAAGUCUACAUCUGUGCAUAACUGUAUCUAACAUAUCACACAUCUUGUCUGCCUCUAAGCCAUAGUGUUUUAUUUGAAAGGUCACAUAUUGUUUCAUAUUACUGAAUUUGUUGUACUUGAACAAACACAGUUACACCUGGA
Scomber japonicus (chub mackerel) is the source of this 2688-nucleotide messenger RNA. RefSeq names its product prolyl 4-hydroxylase, alpha polypeptide I b (gene p4ha1b). The coding region runs from base 161 to 1807 and encodes 548 amino acids. NCBI's taxonomy places the organism in Eukaryota, Metazoa, Chordata, Actinopteri, Scombriformes, Scombridae. Gene Ontology annotation, molecular function: L-ascorbic acid binding; iron ion binding; procollagen-proline 4-dioxygenase activity. Gene Ontology annotation, cellular component: endoplasmic reticulum. The transcript is spliced from 15 exons. The record is from RefSeq and is a predicted model, not a curated record. Gene Ontology annotation, biological process: peptidyl-proline hydroxylation to 4-hydroxy-L-proline.